GUAUAUUACUACUGCGCUCUCAAAAACCUUCCCAUUCGGUCUCUAUCUCAAGAAUCCGCCGACGUCUCUACCUCCUUCCUUCCGCCAUUUUUGCUUGUCUCCCUUCUUCAGUUGAUUGCUCAACUAUCUGUCGAUAUUCUUUUCAUGAUGGCAUUGCUGAAUGAUCCGCUUGGUAUAUCGGCACCGGAAGCCAUGGGGUUUGACAAAGAGCAGAGUAAGGUUUCCGGAAGGCUUCCCCAAGUUGGUGCGAUCUUUAUGUGUAAUCGUGCUACAAUGAGAGAAUGUUUUCGACGCAAACUCUUUGGCCUUCCAUCAGGGAAAGCCGAUUUCGUAGGGCAUGUCAAGGCUGGCAUGAUUUUGUUUCUAUUUGAGUAUGAGAGGAGAGAGCUGCAUGGCGUGUUUCGGGCGUGCUCUGAUGGGGCCAUGGAUAUUGUACCACAUGCGUAUAGUGAUUCUGGGAUGCAGUUCUGUGCACAGGUAAGGUUCACUACUAUUUUGAGGUGCAAUCCACUUUCAGAGGAUGAAUUUUCUGGAGCAAUCAGUGAAAAUUACUUCUCCCCAAAUAAGUUCAACUUUGGAUUGAGUGAAAGACAGGUAGAAAAACUUCUUCAACUCUUCAGCUCAAGGAAGUUACAGCGGCAACUCCAUCAUAGAAAAUCUCCACAAAACAAAGUUAGAAGAUCUUCCACUCCAAAUUAUGUGAGUUCACCCCCUGAAGGAGAAAUUGAUGAUGGCUACAGCAACCUUGGCGGAGAAAGAUACGAGCAAAAUGUUAUUCCUGGUUCUAGGUCAGUCCGCUCCCCCGAAUAUUCAGAAAACACAACCAAUUUUAUUAGAAGAGCAAUGGAUGAGUAUGCAAGCAUUACUAUAGGAAAUGAUGGUAGAUUGAACGGUGGUUCUUAUGUGCCGGUUACCCCUAUAGAAGACGUAGGGGACGUGAUUGUCAGCAAUAAUGUAGCAGUAGAAAGACCAGUUCAUCAGGAAAACUGGCAGUCAACUGUAGGGGAUUUCAGAAAUGAAAUUAAUGCAAAUUUUGUCCAUAGCCUGGAUGGUGGAAGCCGGUUUUCUAAACCCAUUCUAGCUACAGAUAGAAGAAGAGGUUCCAGAACUACUGAUUAUGACCCACCCGUCUCGAGUGAGCAGCGACCUGGUGUUUUCCAGUAUCCUAAUCCACCUAUGCAUGGCAGCAACUCAAUAUACAAACCAAAUUUCUUCGUUGAUAACGACGUCCAACGUACUUCUACAGAUAGAAGAUUAGGUUCCAGAGAUCCUAGUUAUGACUCACCUAUCUCAAUUAGGCAGCAACCUGGUGUGUCUCAGUAUCCCAAUCCACCUGUGUAUGACCUCCACCAUAUGUCUACGGUUAGAAGAACAGGUUCCAUGGCUCCUGGUUAUGACCCACAUCUCUCAAGCGAGCAGCAACCUGGUGUGUCUCAGUAUCCUAAUCCACCUGUGUAUGACCUCCAACAUAUUUCUACGGGUAGAAGAAUAGGUUCCAUGGAUCCUGGUUAUGACCCACCUGUGUCAAGCGAGCAGCAACCUAGUGUGUCUCAGUAUCCUGAUCCACCUGUGUAUGGCAGGAAUUCCAUUUUUGAAGCAAAUUCAUUGGUUGGUGAUGAUCUCCAACGUACUUCUAUCAUGCAUCGCUCACCAGCGGAACAAAGUUACUCACCCUUACAGCCCUAUCCAGCUUUAUCAGUUCUGGAGACAUUGCCAAAACCGUCAUUGAUCUUUAAUGGUCGUCAACCAGCAACAUCUGGUAGACCAGGAACUGGUAAUAUUCGUACACAACCUUACAACCCAGAGGCUCCCAGUUAUAAUGACACUGACCACUUAUCACCGCUAAUACGAGUCUCUAGUUCAUUUCCUGAUGAAUCCCUUCCAUCGCUCAAUGGUGCCGCCUAUCGUCCAGCUAGGCAUCUCAGAGAUGACAGCAGUUUGCCCCCGCGGUAUGAUCAUUCUAAUUUGUCCGGUGACAAUGAUGAAGCAUCAUACACGUCUAACAUGCUUUCCCAUUGUAGUUUGUCAAAUGAGUUCUUCUUUCCAAGGCCAUCCCUUCCUCGGCAACCUCUGCCAUCUAAAAAUCAAAGUGGUUGUACUGCAUUUGAGGAGCAUUCCUUAUUGCCUCCUCCUGUCAUCAAUACUCCUUCAGUUUCAGGCCGUAGGCACGUGGUGACUACUUCACGGGAAGGCAAUAUUCCACAAUCUGGAAGUGCUCAUGAGGAAGUUCCCUGCAGUCACAAUAGCAUUCCUAAUUCGAAGAGAACUCAUGACAGUAGAAGAUCAGAUUAUGGUGCUUAUUCUCCAGCUAAUCUGUAUGGUGGUCAGGAUGCUGAUAGGAUGUAUUCAGAUCAACAAAAUCGUAACAAGCGUUCUGUGUUUGACCGCAUGGUUUUCCCUACUACACAAGAAACGGAGCGAGAUAGUACUACCAACUUUGUUGGAAAGGAUGAUGACGAUAAAGAUGACUUUUCAGUAAGUAAAAUCAUGGCUUCGUUGAAGCAGAGUAGAUAUCGGUGGUUGAACGAUAACAAACCAUCCAAGUUUCUGAAUGGGCGACGCGAUGCUGGUGCUCAUUAUCAAGUAGGAAAUAAUAAAAGGAAAAUAUUCCCUCCAGAAACCAAGCAUGAUGACCACUUGGAAAUAAGCGUAGUGCCAGUGGAGGAUGAUGAUGAUGCUCUCAUGAAGAAUGGAGAAAGUUCUCCUUUUGUGGAUUUCAAACGCCGUAGUAGUAAACUGUGUAAAGCUCAUCAGGUUGAAGCUGCAAAAACUACUGGCAAUGAUAAUGUCGUGAGUACUGAAAACCCGCCGCCCAAGAGGAGGAAGUUGAUAAGGCCUAAAUUUGGUGAAGAGACAUAG
Linum tenue is the source of this 2859-nucleotide messenger RNA. NCBI's taxonomy places the organism in Eukaryota, Viridiplantae, Streptophyta, Magnoliopsida, Malpighiales, Linaceae. The record is from the annotation of a GenBank genome assembly.